AAAAGCGGUUCGUUCUAAUCAUUGGCUGUGAGGGUUUGCGCUUCUGUAGAUUAAUUCGCUGUCAAUGGCCCGCUGGUGGACCUGUUUUCUAUGAAUACCUUGGCUUUUUACAGCCAAAAUGCCAAGUAUUUCCGUUGUUAUGGAUAUCUUAUAUUGUUUAUGGAUAUUUCCAAUGGUAGGGGCUGUCGAAGAAAUACUCAUGGACUCUACGACGGCAACAGCAGAGCUGGGAUGGACUAUCUAUCCAGCAUUGGGGUGGGAGGAGGUGAGUGGCUACGAUGAGAAUAUGAAUACCAUCCGCACCUACCAGGUGUGCAACGUCUUCGACAACAACCAGAACAACUGGGUCCGCACCAAGUACAUCCGCCGGCACGGCGCCCAGCGCAUCCAUGUGGAGAUUAAGUUCUCGGUGCGCGACUGCAGCUCCAUCCCCAGCGUCCCCGGCUCCUGUAAAGAGACUUUUAACCUGUACUACUAUGAGACAGACUCAGACACGGCCAAUAAGGUGUCCCCGGCCUGGAUGGAGAACCCCUGGAUUAAAGUGGACACCAUUGCUGCAGAUGAGAGCUUCUCCCAGGUGGACCUGGGCAGCCGGGUGAUGAAAAUCAACAGGGAGGUACGGAGCUUCGGCCCCGUGUCACGCCAGGGUUUCUACCUGGCAUUCCAGGACUACGGCAGCUGCAUGUCGCUCAUCGCCGUGCGCGUCUUCUACAGGAAGUGCCCCCGCGUGGUCGAGAAUGGCGCUGUGUUCCCUGAGACCCUGUCGGGGGCGGAGAGCACCUCCCUGGUGGUGGCGCGGGGUGUGUGUGUGCCCAAUGGGGAGGAGGUGGAUGUGCCCAUCAAGCUCUACUGUAACGGGGACGGGGAGUGGAUGGUGCCCAUUGGGCGCUGUAUGUGCAAGGCUGGGCACGAGGCGGUGGAGAACGGCACGGUGUGUCGAGCGUGUGGCUCAGGGUUCUUUAAGCCUUCCCAGGGCGACCACCAGUGUCUCCAGUGUCCCAUCAACAGUCGCAUCACCAAUGAGGGGGCCACCAACUGUGUGUGCCGUAACGGUUACUACCGCACCGACUCAGAUCCCCCACUGAUGCCCUGCACCACCAUCCCCUCUGCGCCCCAGAGUGUAAUCUCCAUCGUGAACGAGACAGCCCUGAGGUUGGAGUGGAGCGCGCCGCGCGAUGGCGGGGGCCGCGAGGACGUGGUCUACAACAUCAUCUGUAAGAGCUGUGGAGGGGGCCGGGGAGGCUGUACACGCUGCGGGGACAAUGUCCAGUUCGUCCCCCGCCAACUGGGCCUGACAGAGACCAAGGUCCACAUCAGUGACCUGCUGGCCCACACGCAGUACACCUUUGAGAUCCAGGCAGUCAACGGGGUCUCCGACCAGAGCCCCUACUCGCCACAGUACUCCUCGGUCAAAAUCACCACCAACCAGGCCGCGCCAUCGGCCGUGUCGAUUAUGCACCAGGUGAGCCGGACCCCUGACAGCAUCACUCUCUCCUGGUCCCAACCUGACCAGCCCAACGGUCUCAUACUAGACUAUGAGCUGCAGUACUAUGAAAAGAGCAUGGCAGAAUGGAACUCAUCAGUGGUGCGCAGUCAGACCAACACAGCAGUCAUCCGGGGCCUGAAGCCCGGAGCUAUAUACGUCUUCCAGGUGCGGGCUCGAACCGUGGCUGGAUUUGGACGCUUCAGCGGAAAAAUGUUCUUUCAGACCAUGACCGAAGAAGAGUACAAGUCCAGCUUUCAGGAGAAGCUCCCCCUCAUCAUUGGCUCCGCCGCUGCAGGCAUGGUCUUCAUCAUCGCUGUUGUCGUAUUCGUCAUCGUCUGCAAUCGAAGAAGCUCUGAGAGACCAGAAUCUGAAUUCACAGAUAAGCUCCAGCACUACACCAGCGGCCACAUGUCUCCAGGAAUGAAGAUCUAUAUCGACCCAUUCACUUAUGAGGACCCCAACGAGGCAGUGAGGGAGUUUGCCAAAGAGAUUGACACCUCCUGUGUCAAGAUUGAGCAAGUCAUUGGCGCAGGUAAAAAAUCAACCGGUGAAGGAGAGUUUGGGGAGGUGUGCAGCGGGAACCUGCGUCUCCCCGGAAAGAGAGAGAUCCUGGUGGCCAUCAAGACCCUGAAGGUGGGCUACACAGAGCGCCAGAGGCGGGACUUCCUAUCUGAGGCAUCCAUCAUGGGCCAGUUUGACCACCCCAACAUCAUCCACCUGGAGGGUGUGGUCACCAAGAGCGCCCCCGUCAUGAUCAUCACUGAGUUCAUGGAGAACGGAUCGCUGGACUCCUUCCUCAGGCAAAAUGACGGGCAGUUCACAGUGAUCCAACUGGUGGGCAUGCUGCGUGGCAUAGCAGCGGGCAUGAAGUACCUGAAUGACAUGAACUACGUGCACCGGGACCUGGCCGCCCGCAACAUCCUGGUCAAUAGCAACCUGGUGUGUAAGGUGUCUGACUUCGGGCUCUCGCGCUUUCUGGAGGAUGACACAUCAGAUCCCACUUACACCAGCGCCCUGGGAGGGAAGAUCCCUAUCCGAUGGACUGCCCCGGAAGCCAUCCAGUACAGGAAGUUCACCUCCUCCAGUGAUGGGUGGAGCUACGGCAUCGUCAUGUGGGAGGUGAUGUCAUACGGAGAGAGGCCCUACUGGGACAUGAGUAAUCAAGAUGUGAUCAAUGCCAUAGAACAGGACUACCGGUUGCCCCCGCCCAUGGACUGCCCUAGUGCCCUGCACCAGCUCAUGCUGGACUGCUGGCAGAAGGACCGCAACAAUCGGCCCAAGUUCAGCCAGAUUGUCAAUAACCUGGACAAGAUGAUCCGCAACCCCAACAGUCUGAAGGCCACGACGCCGCUGUCAUCAAGUGUUCACCUACCUCUGCUGGACCGCAGCACGCCUGACUUCUCCAGCUUCAGCACCGUGGACGAGUGGCUGGAUGCCAUCAAGAUGGGCCAGUACAAGGAGAACUUUGCCAACGAGGACUUCACCAGCUUCGACGUGGUCUCCCAAAUGACCAUGGAGGACAUCCUCCGAGUAGGGGUGACCCUAGUGGGCCACCAGAAGAAGAUCCUUAACAGUGUCCAGUCUAUGCGGGCCCAGAUGAAUCAGAUCACCUCCGUUGAGGUCUGACCUCUGAUGUCUAGACGGGGAGAACACUGGACUGGACCAGACCCCCAGCCUGGUCUCCCUGUCAGACUGUGACCCCCAUCCCCAUCAGCCCCCCUUCUCUAGACCGCACUCCCAUGAGUUCAGUCAACAGUCGGCAGCCUGUACUUUAUGGUCAGUCUGGUCAGUCUGCAGCCGUGCUCAGCGUGUAUUCAGUCCACAACCACUGCCCCUCCUAUGUUCAGUCUGUCUCUAGCUGUGCUGAGUCUACGACUGUCCAGACUCUGUCCAGAUUUUGUCCAGUCUCCAACUGCAGUCUGUCUCUGUUGAUUGCACGGCUGUAGCCCCUCCUUGUUUUUGUAGUAGGACAUUGUUUACAGUCUUUUGGUUGGAUAUGAUUUCUACUGGUCCCCAGACUAAAACUCAUCAACAGACGGCCCUUUAAAAGGGAUAUUAAGAGAAGGUUGGGACAAGACUUCAUAUAACUUUACUCGCAUCUUUCACAUUGAGAUUCUGAGGGUAUCGGUGACUUUAACAGUAGGACCAGUACUCUGAACGGAGUGUAUGAUGUACUGGAUAGUGAAUAGGACAACUGUCAGACUCCCAUACAGUUCCAUAGACUUUAUGGAUGUGAAAUGAAAUGACUCAUCUUCGGGAAGAGUCUGUCCCGUGAGAACAAACUUACCAUCCUUGUGCAUAAUGCUCUAAUUUGACAGUUUGAAAAUUGUGGUGAUUAUAUUACUGUUUGCUACCUACCUUCACUUCCGUUCUCUUGAAAAAAAAAAACUUUGAACACACAUUACUUCCAACAGCCCAAAUGAAACAUAAUAUAAAGUACUGUACUGUGCAUGUCAUUGUCUCUUACUCUUCUGGGAAUCACAGGCUGCCAUAGCCACUGAACCAUGUCGGCCAUUUUCACUGUUUUGGAGUUCCGCUCCGUACAGUCUUUGUUUCGGUGACUCAGUUGGUAUUUGUUUUUUAAAUAUUUGUAUGUGCACCUUAAUAAAGAAGUAGGAUGGGCACUUCCAUAAAUUCUUCCAUUA
Messenger RNA from Salmo salar (Atlantic salmon), 4131 nucleotides. Its product is annotated as ephrin type-B receptor 2. Gene Ontology annotation, cellular component: dendrite; plasma membrane. NCBI's taxonomy places the organism in Eukaryota, Metazoa, Chordata, Actinopteri, Salmoniformes, Salmonidae. The record is from RefSeq and is a predicted model, not a curated record. Gene Ontology annotation, biological process: protein phosphorylation; ephrin receptor signaling pathway; axon guidance. Gene Ontology annotation, molecular function: ATP binding; protein binding; transmembrane-ephrin receptor activity.